This is a messenger RNA of Cladophialophora immunda, 1485 nucleotides long. RefSeq lists its product as uncharacterized. NCBI's taxonomy places the organism in Eukaryota, Fungi, Ascomycota, Eurotiomycetes, Chaetothyriales, Herpotrichiellaceae. Gene Ontology annotation, molecular function: DNA-binding transcription factor activity, RNA polymerase II-specific; zinc ion binding. Bases 1 to 1485 code for a protein of 494 amino acids. Gene Ontology annotation, biological process: regulation of DNA-templated transcription. The transcript is spliced from 4 exons. The record is from RefSeq and is a predicted model, not a curated record.
AUGGUUGGUCGUGGUGGGCGGUCAAAAGCGUGCUUCACCUGCCGCCGAAGACGCCUCAAGUGUGACGAGACCAAACCGGAAUGUGUCCGAUGCCAGAGAAGCGAGCUCGAAUGCACAGGCUACCCAAAGGGAUUAGAGUUCAUCGACGACAAUCCAGUGUAUCGUCCGCGAAAAAGAUCUCAGCCUCGAAAAGAUGCCCUAUUACACAUGGCAGGGCCAAAGCCUAGCCUGAGUAUUCUGGGAGAUGACCUGUACUUCGCGUUCAUGAACCAAGAGUUGCAGGAUGGUAAUGCCUUUCUCGACGACCGUUGGCCUGGCUUCGACGCCAUUCGUAUGCCCGACUGCCUUCCUCGGCGUUGCAUGAAGUCAUUCGCUGCGUCAUUUUUCGGCCGCAGAGUCAACGUCAAACAAGCACAGCGGGAAGGAAUGAACCUCUAUGUCAGAUCUCUUAGGGAACUCAACGAGCAUCUUUCUCGACCCGGGGCAUUUUCGGCUGGUCACACUGUCCUCUCAAUAGCAAUCCUCACGAUGUGCGAAUAUCUUACUGCAACCAGUGGGACUGGGUGGAUUCAGCAUAUGUUGGGCAUGGCCGAAUACUUCCGGCUUCAAGGCUUUGAGAUUUUCAAAGAGCCAUACACCAUGUGGACGUUUCAGACCGAUCGAUUUUCGAUGAUUCUCGCCGCCGUCGCGGCCCGUUCUCCAACAUGUCUCGCCUCAGAAGAGUGGAAGACCAUUCCCUGGAUACUUUCCCGAACGCCGAAGAAUCCGGUGGGGUACUUGAUUGACAUCGCUUCCGAGCUUCCUGCCUUAUAUCUGAAGUUUAUUCGAUACCUAAAAACAACAGACGCAGGCGCAAAGGCGGAACUGAACAUCAGUCUCGAGACGGAUUUUAUGGAUCUUCUCCAACGUAUGCGAGACUGGCACACCAAAUGGGAGCGUGAGGUCAAGCCUCAAGUUGAAGAGGUUCCUCUAUCAAAAGGAGAGCAGCAGAAAUUUGGCUUUGCAUCCAAAUUAGCCUUCGACAGUAUAGCCGACACAGGCUACACGUUCGUCUUGUACAAUACCACGGUAAUUAUCCUUUUGGAACUUUGGAAGACGCUUCGGAAGGCACAAAUGACACUAUCCACAAGUCUCAGUGGUGGCAUCGAGGAGGACAUCAGGCGGCUACCGGACCUUCCCACCGAUAAAUUGAAGGGCCACCUCAACGACGAACUCCCCAGGAUACCCAGUUCAUCUCUAGUAUAUCAAGCUCGAAGAGCAGCUCUUGACAUCUGUCGAACACUACCCCUUUAUCUGAUGCCAUCGGGUUCCUGGACCCAUGGCAUCCAGAUGAUCAUUCCCAUCCGCAUGGCACUCAUUGUGUUUCGUCAGGACGGUGGCGGCCCGCAAGUAUCCUGGCUGGAAGACUGUAUGCAGCAGAUUGGCAGGUCGCAGCGAGGGUGGGAGAUUGGAAGGUACGCCAUGCAGGGAUAUGGAUACUCAUGA